This is a messenger RNA of Carassius carassius (crucian carp), 1821 nucleotides long. RefSeq names its product pre-mRNA splicing regulator USH1G-like. The transcript is spliced from 3 exons. The record is from RefSeq and is a predicted model, not a curated record. Gene Ontology annotation, molecular function: protein binding. Bases 172 to 1593 code for a protein of 473 amino acids. NCBI's taxonomy places the organism in Eukaryota, Metazoa, Chordata, Actinopteri, Cypriniformes, Cyprinidae. Gene Ontology annotation, biological process: equilibrioception; sensory perception of light stimulus; sensory perception of sound.
AAAGAUUGCGUUUAGUGAGGACCGAGCUGAAGCCACGCCCUCACGAGCCGCAUCGUGUCCGAGGUGUCCUUGGAAACACCAAGUGCUUCACGCGCGCUGCAGCCGGUCGGGGCUUCAACUAAAUGCACAGAGCCGAUGAAAGAGUGAUGGAGGCUGAGGUUCGAGAUCACCAUGAAUGACAAAUACCACAAGGCAGCCCGGGAUGGCUACCUUGACUUGUUGAAGGAAGCGACGCGGAAGGACCUGAACGCUCCGGAUGAAGAUGGCAUGACACCGACCCUAUGGGCCGCUUACCACGGCAACCUGGAGGCGCUGCGGCUGAUUGUAGGGAGAGGGGGGAACCCAGAUAAGUGUGACAUAUGGGGGAACACCCCGCUCCACUUGGCUGCCUCCAAUGGCCAUCUCAACUGCCUGUCCUUCCUGGUGUCAUUCGGUGCCAAUGUGUGGUGCCUGGACAAUGACUACCACACGCCGCUGGACAUGGCUGCUACCAAGAACCACAUGAAUUGUGUGCGUUAUCUGGACUCCAUCGCUGCCAAGCAGACAACCCUCAACCCAAAGCUAGUAAGCAAACUGAAGGACCGGGCUUUCCGUGAAGCUGAACGCCGCAUCAAGGAAUGCAUUAAAAUGCAGCAGAAGCACAGACGCCGCAUGGAACGUAAAUUUCAGAGAGAGACAACAGAAGCAUCGGUCUCUGAUGCCAUGAGCUUCUCCAGCUACGCCAGCAGUACAUUGAGUCACAAGCUACACCACUUCAACACUGCCACUAGUGUGCCAUACUCCCAGGCUACUCUCCAUGCCACAACCAGGGGCAAAACUAAGAUCCAGAAGAAGCUUGAGAAGAAAAAGCAAGGUGAUGGGACAUUUAAGAUUUACGAAGAUGGCAGGAAGAGUGUCCGCUCUUUAUCUGGCCUUCAACUAGGCAACGACGUCAUGUUUCUGAAGCAGGGAACAUACGUCAACCCUAAGGACCGAUCUCGUCGUAACAUACGUGACAUGUUCCCUGGUGACAACGAGGAUGCCAUCUCCCGUGCCAUCAGCGAACCCGACUUGCAUGGUCAUGAUGUGGACUACUCGGAGAUCAGCACCGACUCGGGCCAUGACUCGCUCUUCAACCGUCCCGGCCUUGGCACCAUGGUUUUCCGCCACAACUACGUGAGCAGUGGACUUUUUGCCAUCGGGAGCAGAGAUGAAGGGAGUCUAGCAGGCAGCAAACAGGUCGAUAAUGUACGCCUCCGCAGCCGGAUGCAUCGCAUGCCAAGUCUGGAUGACGAUAGCAUCGGAAGCGCCCAUAGCCUGCAGGAGAGGAACAUGCAGGAGCUGCCAUGGGAAGAGGUAGAGUUGGGGCUGGAUGACGAUGAUGAGCCUGACAAUAGCCCUCUGGAAGUGUUCCUAGCCACACAGAGCAUGAACGAGUUCAUUCCUAUCUUCAAAAGAGAAAAGAUUGACCUGGAUGCCCUUUUGCUGUGCUCAGAUGAUGACCUCAAGAGCAUUCACAUCCCCUUGGGUCCUCGCAAGAAGAUCAUAGACUGCUGUCAGCGCCGAUUGGAGACCAUUGAGGACCCAGGCUGCAUAGAAGACACUGAGUUGUGAAGUUCUGCCCUUACUCCAAUUUUUAAACUGGUUAGGCAUGUUUUGAAGCAUGGCAGCUGGUUAUGAGAUGUUCCUGUGCAGGAGCUAGGUCCUUAGGACCAGCAUAUGACCAGCUUAAACUAGCUGUUAUGCUUCAAAACUUACCUAACAAACAUAUGCUGUUCUUUUAACAGUGAAGUCUGUUUUUUUCACCUCAGUGAAUGUUUAAACAAAGCAAGAGUUUACAGA